AAUCAGAUUUGUACCCCGGCUCAACUAUGGGUUUGCUACUGGAAAACCUACUGGAGCUCAUUAGCUGCCGGUGCUGUCAUCAAAAUCGGCGCCGACCUGUUCGGCCUUUUCGGUCCCCUAUCUAUUGAUUACAUAAUCCGUUACGUAAACGAUACUCAAACAAAAAAUGCUAACAAUAUAUCGGAAACCCUUGAGUUGGACUACUAUUGCCUGAAAUGGUCUCAAUUCUUGACCAAUGGCUAUAUCAUAGCGUUUAUCGUACUCUUGGCCACACUAUUGCAGUCGACGUUUUCAAACAAUUUCAAUCAUUUGGUGAACUCCGAGGGCAUACAUCUGAAAACGGCUCUCAAUGAUUUAUCGGAUGAACGGAUGCGAAAAACAACAGAACUCUUCAUGUCUAUCAAAUUCCUGAAGUUAUUGGGCUGGGAGUUGACAUUUGCUCAGUGGGUCAAUAAGAUCAGGGAAAAGGAGCUCAAAGUUCUUAAGAAAGAUGCCAUUUAUGUGGCCCUCAAUACUUUUAUCACUCAGGGCUCAUCAAUAGUGGUAACCCUGGUCACAUUUGCUAUUUAUCCCUACAUUGAGGGCAAAUCAUUAACGGCGGGUCAUGUGUUUACGGGUCUGGCGCUGUUUAACCAGUUAACUGUUCCCCUCUAUAUUAUACCAGUUGUGAUCCCAAUAAUGAUCAGUGCAAUAGUGAGCACAAAACGAUUGGCCAAAUUUCUAUCACUUCCAGAGGUGGACCCAAACAUCCCGUGGAGAACCAAAACAACAACUUUACAAAAUCGUAACAGAGAUCUGCUUAAUGAAGAAUAUUAUGUCAAAAAUGAGACCAAAUCCAGUUUCGAUGGCAAUGCCUUCCCGCCGGUCAUACCCUCGAAAUCACGAGUCUCUAAGAAAGUCAGCUCUAACUCUAUGUGCGGUUCCGAUGAUAUUUGCUGUCGUAUAACGAAUGGCACAUUUGCCUGGAGUAUGGACGGGGAGGAGGUGCCGGUGCUUAAGAACAUCAACGUCUCGAUACCUAAGGAUAAGCUGACAAUCAUUGUGGGUUCGGUGGGCAGUGGAAAGUCAUCCCUAUUGGCCGCUCUUAUGGGCGAAAUGAUUAAACUGAAGGGUGACGUGAAUUGGUGUCAGUCCAACACAUUUGUCGGUUAUGUCGGUCAGAAUCCAUGGCUCAUAAACACCACACUUCACGAGAACAUCAUUUUUGGCUCAUCUUUCGUACAGAAGCGAUACGAUAAAGUGAUUAAAGCCUGUGCUCUUCAGACAGACAUCAAUAUACUUCCCAAUAGGGAUAUGACUGAAAUAGGGGAACGGGGUCUCAAUUUGUCCGGCGGCCAGAAGGAUAGGAUAGCGUUGGCGCGGGCUAUAUAUUCGUACGCCAAUACACUCAUACUGGACGACACCCUUUCCGCUUUGGACCCCAUUGUAGGCAAUCAUGUGUUUGAUUUUGCUAUAAAAAAACAGGCGCAGGAGAAGCGGACAGUGAUUCUGGUGACCAAUAAACUGGAAUAUGUGCCGAAAGCACAUAACAUAAUAGUAGUGGAGUCGGGAUCUAUCAAACACUCGGGCACUUACAGCGACAUCGAGAAGGCGGACCCAAAUUUGACCGCAUUUUGGGCUAAAGUCCGCAACAAAGAGGAAGAGAUGAGACGAAAGGCGACGAUAGAAGAGUGCAAAACCACGAAAGAGAGGAAGUCGUUGGUGAGGAUGCUGUCGUCCAAUAAGAUCCAGGCCAGUUGUCGCAACUCUAUGCCCAUUGGCAUACCUAAGCCCAAAAGGAGACAGGUCUCGUUCAAUAGGCAAUUAAGUCACGACCCGUCAAACCCUCUGCCCUGUCAUGACUGGACGGACAACGACGAGCCUAUCGUGGGCUCACACACCGAGGAAUCGGUGUCUAAUCGACCAUUAAUUCCGUUCCGAAAUCGUAUGAAUUCAAUUGACUCGGAAUCCGUUGACUCCAAGUCGUCCAUCAAUUCAUCGCUUCUGUCCACAAGUGCUGAGUCGACGCCAUUCUUCGUCGCCAGUAGGCCCACAAUGUCUCGACUCAACUCAAGAACUUCUGGCGUCUCCUUCACUAACAACUCGAUCCGAGAGGUCGAUGAGGAGGAGGAAGAAGAAGAGGAGGAAGAGAUUCAAUACCGCAGAAAAAAUCGCCCGAAAGAGGAUUCCGAUGACGAAACCCCUCCACCACUGGAUGACGACCUCUUCGAGACGUUGCGACGAGAGAAACACGAGAGGACAGCCAGUUUCGCAGCCUUUAAGCUCAUAAGCGAUGAGAAACGAGAGACCGGAUCCAUAUCGAGGAAAGUCUACUUCUCGUACUUCAAGAGGUGUUCCCUUAUCCUGUCGUUCACAUGUCUGGUGCUAAUCAUUUCAACGCAAGGCUUCAAAGUUGCGUCCGAUUUCUGGUUAGCCCAGUGGUCUAAGUCUGACGUCUCGCUCACCAACGAUAAUCACAAACUUGAAUACUAUAUCAAAGGCUAUGCCAUCCUAUCAUUGAUCACAAUAAUCAUAUCAUUGGUCUCUAACCUAUUAUCACAACUGACAUCACUUCGCGCCGUAAGACUACUUCACUCACAAAUGUUAGAGAAUAUCAUUCAGUGUCCGCUUCGGUUCUUUGAUGUCACGCCCUUUGGAAGAAUUAUCAACAGAUUCUCCAUUGAUAUGAAUACUAUUGAUAAGAAACUCCCGAUAGCCCUCCCGGUGCUGCUUCGCUUCAUUUUCCUGUGCGUGUCGGCCAUAAUUGUGGACAUCAUAAUCACCCCGUACUUCGCCAUAGCUAUCGUUCCCAUUUUGAUUGUCUAUUACUUCGUUCAACACUUUUUCCGAUUCACUUCACGAGAGUUACAGCGUUUGGAUUCAAUCACAAAAUCGCCGAUAUUUUCGCUCUACAGUCAAACCAUCGAUGGGUUGACUACUCUGCGGGCGUUUAACGAGGAAAUCAAUUUCACGGAUAAGAUCUACGAACUGUUGGACAUCAAUAACAUAUGCUUUUUGAUGGUUAACUCAGCCAACUGUUGGUUAGGUAUUGCAUUAGAUUAUUUAGGAGGAGUUAUAUUGUUUUGCGCGACCAUUACAUCUGUUUGGGCUGCUAUUCAUUUAAACAUGAACCCGGCUUAUGUGGGAAUGGCGAUGACAUACACACUACUGGUGCCCAUAUAUCUCAAUUGGGUGGUCAGGAAUUUGGCGUCACUUGAGAUGUAUAUGAAUUCUGUGGAAAGAGUGCGAGAAUUCUCACAUUUGGAGACUGAAGACCAGAGCUUAGACUCAAUUCUCGACAUAACGGACGAAAAGUGGCCACAAAGGGGUGAAAUAAAAUUCAUUGAUCUUAGCCUUAAAUACGAGUCCAAUGAAGAUAUCGUCAUAAAAGGGGCCAAUUUUAGUGUCAAACCGGGAGAAAAGGUGGGGAUCUGUGGGCGCACGGGUUGUGGCAAAUCAUCGCUCGUGAACGCAAUGUUUCGCUUAAAUCACAUCACAAACGGAAAAAUACUUAUCGACGGCAAAGACAUCACCAAAAUAUCUACUCAUUUACUUCGCAGCAAACUAUCGGUCAUUCCUCAGGAUGUGGUCCUCUUUUCAGGAACCAUUCGCGAGAACUUGGAUCCAAACAAAGAGAUCUCAGACGACAAGAUUAGAGGCGUAUUGAGUGAAUUGAAUCUGAAUAGCAGUAUCUCAUCGCUGGAUGAGUACAUCACCGAAGAGGGUCUGAACCUAAGCGCCGGUCAGCGGCAGAUGCUGUGCAUCGCUCGGGCUCUACUCCGCGACUCAGCCGUACUUAUAAUGGAUGAGUCGACCUCUUCGCUGGACGAGGAGUCCGAACAACUAAUCCUGGAUCUGAUUAAGAAGACUAACAAAACU
Molecule: messenger RNA, 3858 nt
Organism: Oppiella nova
Lineage: Eukaryota; Metazoa; Arthropoda; Arachnida; Sarcoptiformes; Oppiidae
Source: the annotation of a GenBank genome assembly